Messenger RNA from Rhopilema esculentum, 2915 nucleotides. RefSeq lists its product as uncharacterized. The record is from RefSeq and is a predicted model, not a curated record. Gene Ontology annotation, molecular function: G protein-coupled receptor activity. Lineage: Eukaryota; Metazoa; Cnidaria; Scyphozoa; Rhizostomeae; Rhizostomatidae. Gene Ontology annotation, cellular component: membrane. Gene Ontology annotation, biological process: G protein-coupled receptor signaling pathway; cell surface receptor signaling pathway.
AAAUGGUACAAUUAGUGGUGAGCUUAAUUAGAAAUAUCACUAUUAAAAAUAUAAUUGCAGAUAGAAGGUUCGCAGUCAGAGAAGAGAGUACGCGUUCAUGUUGAUCGUGAAUUGCUGGGAAAAUUUUCAGCAAUAGCAGAUGUAUCACAUGAAGUUUAUUUUCUGUCAGAAAAAUCCAUGAUCGAGCUACGUUUUUGGCAUACUUAGAACAAAAACAACAGAGAUCGAACACGAGGAAGUCUGGAGUAAGGCUACAUUUUGGCGAGAGUAUCAUGUAUUUAGCAAUCAUGCAACUAAACAUGGACCACAAUGCAACGUGUUUCCCGCGACGCUGAAAGUAAUUAAAUAUCACGACUAGUGUUUCUGGUGUUUGUUAGAAACAGAAUUCAAAAUGAAGACAUGUGCGAGAAAGAUGUUUUACGUGCUAUUUCCUAUUGCCUUUCUGCUCGCCAAAAGCAGUAUGCCGACCAGCCAGAUUUCUUUCGACAAAUUAAAUUCAACAACUUCGAAGCAGAUGGAUAGAAAAGUGCUGGUCGAUAAUCUCAGACAAGCCAUAAAUGAUAGUUCAAGCGAUGUGGAGAGAAACAUUGCUUCUCGAUAUCCAGAAUUUUUGAAUCUUGCAGCACAGAUCAUGAGUCAGUCUGAUGACAGUGAAAAAGUUAUUUGUGCUCGAGCGUUUUCAAGGUUUAUGAAAGCAUUUGAUCAAUGUCAACCCGAAAGCAUCACACCAAACUCAUCAUGCUACAGUGGGAAUUGGCAGAAGCAAUUUGAAACAUUCUCGUCACAACAAGCAAUAUGUGAACCCCCAAAAAUGAAUGCAACUCGAACGAAAAAAAGGCUUCUACCGAAAGGGAUCCCAGCGCUGUAUGUAAUGGUCGCAGUGAAGAUCGUAGCCAGGGCUGCAAUGCUCUACAACGAAAGGAGAUGUAAGCAAAUGGGAGGCAUAUAUCAUGAUGGCAACAUUUGCCUAGCUGUAACACCACGUUUAAGCGGAAGCAGAACUGUGGAAGGAAACAUGAGUGGAAAUGAGAGCAGAAGUGGUUUGGAAAUGUUUAUUAUUGGCCGAGAAAAAUCUAAAGACAUGUUGAUGAAAAUAAGUUUGGCAGGGAAUAUCACGUCUUUGCUUUGUCUCAUUCUUCUUAUCUUAACUUACAUCGCCCUGCAGAAGCACCGUACCGUUCCAGGGAAAACCACAAUUUGCCUAUCAGUCUGUCUAACCUGUGCCAGCGUAUUCCAAAUCAUCAUACCCUAUUUCAGUGAAAUAAAAACCUUUUGCAUCAUUGCUGGAGCUUUCCUGCACUGGUUCCUUCUUGCUUCGUUUUUUUGGAUGUCUUCACUGGCCUACGAGUACUUCAUUGGGUUCCAUCAAAUCCGUUUGGUUUCACAUGCAGCAAAAAUGGUGAGAUUCAAAGCGUACUGCGGAGUAUCGUUUUUGGUGCCAACAAUUGCUCUUCUGGUAUGUCUCUUGCUUGAUAUUCCUAACGGGACCAUCACACAAUAUGGUGCUAACGAAAGAUGCUUCAUAGUUGGGUUCUGGACAAAUUUAUUUGCGUUCGUAGUGCCUGUUGCCAUAAUACUGUCCAUCAAUAUUGGACUGCUUGUUUUCACGAUAAGAGACCUGCACCAGCGGAAAAAAGCGACACAACACAUAACCAACGGCACAAACAGGAAGAAUGUCGUCCUUACGCUGGUGGCUUUGAAAAUGUCUGUCAUAUUGGGAGUCGCUUGGCUGAUGGCAUUCGUUGACGGAAUCAUCUCCAACAUUGUGGUCCGGUACAUCUAUGUUAUUGUUGUCACAUUCCAGGGUCUGUUUAUUUACAUUGCUUUUGGCAGCAUACACGCCGUCUGCUAUCAUAUAAGAAGUAAAAUAUGCAAGCGAAUAGAAGAUUCCUCAGUAACUCCUACAAAAGAGACCAAGAUGUGACAACCAAACAAAACUUUGUAUUCGGUCUGAUUCGAAUACGUACUCUGAAACUAUAACUUGCUUAAACCGAACAAAGCGUGUAAAAAAGAAACAUGGAAGUUCACUCAAAGCGUAGCUGAUGAACAAUAAUAAUUAUUCUUGGAAACUUUUUUGGUAUUAAGGAUUCAAUAUGAUUGAGCAGUCGUUAGAAACUUCUCAAAGUGUUUAAAAAUCUAAUAUCUUUUAAGUAUCGUAACGAAACAUAGAAAACAAUUACACUCUUAUAAGAUCAAUUUCAUUGGAGCACCAGCCUCAAGAUUGGUUAGAAUUUCAGAAAAAAUUAAGACCAAGUUGAGGCUGAAAAUUGUUAAAAUUCCAUCCCCUUUUAAAAAGUCCAUCUCAAAAAGGAGGAUUUUUUCGCUAUCUAGAGGAGCUUUUUCAAUAAAUUUAAAAACCUGCCUGUAAAUAAAGGAUGGCUCACUUACAUUGCUGGCAAAUGGGGCCUGAGCACGCUCCUUGAGCACAAUACCUACUGAUUGCAUUGCCUACACUUUAAUAAUUUAAGGACAAUCAACAACAAGCUCGCAAUUCAGUUUACAGGUUCUUUUAAGAAAGAAUGUAUAACGUUGCUGCAGUUGAUGAUGGAGGAAAAUUUUUAAGUCAAACUGUUUCUCAGUUGCUGCUUGAAUUUGGCUUUGUAUCUACAUAUAAAUAAAUUCUGAAGCUGAACUAUCGUGGAAGUGAAAUAAAAGUAUGAUGAAUCUACGAAAGUGCCCGUUUACGUGAGGGCGAUCACCACCCCCUUUUCCUGAAUGAAUCCUGGCUUUAGCCCUGGUCAUCAUUUGAGCUCAACAAUGCGUGUAGGUGAAAGCAAUUGUAAAUACUUGUAAAAAUGUAAAUUUAUAAUACGUGUAUUCGUCUAAUUUAGAAAUACCAUAACUAGUAGUUAUCUUCUAAAGCUAUUUAGUUGUUGCACGGUUUCUUGAAGUUUUCAAUUGACAGCUUAGAAAUC